Molecule: messenger RNA, 532 nt
Organism: Arachis ipaensis
Lineage: Eukaryota; Viridiplantae; Streptophyta; Magnoliopsida; Fabales; Fabaceae
Source: RefSeq, a predicted model, not a curated record
AUGAAUAAAGAGGACAUUGGAUUCAGUCUAGUUCUCACAGAUUACAUGUAUGUAAUGAAAUGUGAAAAGGGUAAAAAGUUUUCACAUGGAAACCUCAUUCGUUAUGGAACCCUUGAGGUCAGCCCUGCUGCUGGCAUCUUAAAUUAUGGACAGGGGAUCUUUGAGGGGCUAAAGGCAUAUAGAACCGAAGAAGGGUCUAUACUUUUGUUUAGGCCAGAGGAGAAUGCCCUGCGCAUGAAGGCUGGUGCUGACAGAUUGUGUAUGACUUCCCCAUCCGUUGAGCAGUUUAUUAAGGCUGUCAAGGACAUAGUCCUUGCCAACAAACGCUGGGUGCCUCCAGCAGGGAGAGGAACACUGUACCUUAGACCAUUGCUGAUGGGAACAGGUGCUGCCUUAGGCGUGGGACUUUCAACUGAGUACACUUUCCUUAUUUACUGUUCUCCUGUUAGCAACUAUCACAAGGUCUGCUAUCGUUAUGCUUUUUAUCUUCAACAUAACUAAAAAGAAGGAACAAACAUGACAACCUUUUUUU